AUGAAUUUUGAUUUUACUUUAAAAAAUUGCUGUGAAAGAAAUCAAAAUAUAACGUUUAUAUGUAUUUCUGCUUGUAUUAUUGUAAGUAUUAUAUUUUGGAAAUGUAAAAUUUUAGAACCAUUCAAAUUAUUAACUGUUUUUUUGCAUGAAUUUUCUCAUGCAUCUGCUUGUUGGAUAACUGGAGGAAAAGUUAAAGGAAUAGAGGUUAAUAGAGAUCAUGGAGGUUGCACUAACACAAUUGGAGGAAAUCAAUUUUUAAUUUUGCCAGCAGGAUAUAUUGGAUCGUGUUUUUAUGGAAUGUUUUUUAUGUUGAUGGCAUAUUUAGAUAAAUGGACAUUAAUAAUAUCAGUUGUAUUUUUAUGUUUUUUAUUAUUAAUAGUAUUAAUAUUUUAUGCAAAAAAUGCAUUUUUAAGAAUUCUUUGUGUUCUUUUUCUUACAGUUACUAUAUCUAUUUGGGUUCUAUGUGCUUAUUUUAAAAAAGAAUUAGAUUAUUGGCCAUUAAAAAUUAUUAUGACUUUUAUAGGUGUAUUAAAUGAAAUGUACAGCAUGGUUGAUAUUUUUGAAGAUUUAAUUAUCAGAACAUCAACCCAAUCUGAUGCUUUUAAAUAUGCUAAAUUAACUAAAUGUAAUUCUAAAUUUUGCGGAGUUUUAUGGCUUAUAAUCAAUUUAUUUUUUAUUCUUUUGACUGUUUAUUUAAUUGGUGCUAUUCAUGUAUCUUGGUAA
Messenger RNA from Plasmodium relictum, 723 nucleotides. Its product is annotated as conserved Plasmodium protein, unknown function. The coding region runs from base 1 to 723 and encodes 240 amino acids. Lineage: Eukaryota; Apicomplexa; Aconoidasida; Haemosporida; Plasmodiidae. The record is from RefSeq and is a predicted model, not a curated record. The transcript has 2 exons.